This is a messenger RNA of Nicotiana tabacum (common tobacco), 1634 nucleotides long. Lineage: Eukaryota; Viridiplantae; Streptophyta; Magnoliopsida; Solanales; Solanaceae. The record is from RefSeq and is a predicted model, not a curated record.
UUUUCUUGCCAUCUCAUAAACUUUGAAAUAAGUUUAGGUUUAGGGUAAUUUUUCUGUCAUCUUCAACAUCCCCACCCAUAAAGAAAAUAUCUGAGUGUUCUAGUGUCUCAACUGGGUUGAGGAGAAAUUGUUAUUGUGGAAAGGCUGCUAGCUAUUUUGUUGUUUGGACUCUGUUAAAUGCUGGGAGACGAUUUUUCAAGUGUUCAAUGUCUGAGGGAAAAAAAUGUUCUUAUUGGGAAUGGGAGGAUGACGAGCUUCCUCCUAGAAUCAUAGAACUGAUCUGCAAGUUAAAAAAGGAAAAAGAUAGUCUUCGACACGAAAAGAAUAUUUUGCAGCGAAGGAUGGUCGAUCUUGAAAAUUAUGUGGCCGAAAAAAUUGAGAAGAUGAAAGAAAAUGAUGAUUUAAAGAAGACAGUUGCAGAUCUUGAGAAUUUACUGGCAGUUGACGUUGGGUUGAUUCAAAAGUUGAAGGAUAAAGUAUUCAAGCAAUGGAUUAUCAUUGGAAUAUCACGGUGUUGCUUUGUUGGUUUAAUCUCAAGUUGGAUAAUGUAAUGUGACUGUCAUGGCGCUUCUUUUUUGAAGCAGGAGUAAUUUUUCAGAACUUUGAACCCUUCAUAGGCUUCAUCUUAUGUUGAUAUGUUACCAAGUAAGCAUUCUUGCUAUACCGCCAAUUCAUUUCUGUUAGAAGAUCAUUCUUCUUGUAUAUCAAAGCCCUUAUUGUAUGAGGGCAAGGAAUACCAGACAAGUCUCAAAGCCUACAAGUACAUCUCUUUUGCUGGAGAUUGACUGUGUGUCUAUCCUCGCCUUCUAAUACCUCAUAUCCACUAUUACCACCAAAAAUCACCUUACAACCUUGAGCAAUUUGCCUAUAAUCACUAAAGAGUUUCAUGCUUUGUGGACUGUAAUCAACAGUCCAACUGCUAACCUUAGCUUCAUUAGCAACCAACAAUUUCAUUACUUUUACCCUAAUUUCUUCUAACAUUUUGGUGAUAUGCUUGCUCCUAGCCUCCAGUAUCCCAACAUUGAAUGGCUCGUGAAAUUGUUGUCUACCAUCGUGUUCUUACACUGAGUAUCAAGGUAAUCUAUACACCAAGAAAUUGGUGGAUAGUGCAAUAGAUCUUCUGCAGCAUCCUUAGACAAUUCUCCCAAUUUUGACAAUUGAUCUACAAAUUCUUCCUCAUAACUACUCCAGACACACCACCACAUUAGUUUUUUUUAUUUCACCAUUUCUCCAUUUUUUACACCAAUUUACUUCAAUAUGUCUCAUACAAUAUCUGUGAUGUGCUUCAGGCAGCAUAGUCUUUACUGCAUCUAGCAAACCCUAUGAUAUCAAAGAAUAGAAUAACAAAAAUUAGAGAAAUUCAUAAAAUAAGGAGAACAAUUAAAAUUCAGAAUGCUAUAAAAAAUAUUACUUUCUGCAUAUCAAAAAUAAAUGUCACUCCAGUACCAUCUUUUAGGUCCAAAGACCUCUGCAGUAUCUCCAUAAACCAGGUCCAUGUCCUGCUAUUUUCUUUAUCAACUACAGCGCAUGCCAAUGAAUAAAAUUGGUUCAUAGCAUCUUGACCAAUGACAACCAACAAUUGACCUCUAGCCCUUCCUUUGAAAAAGACCCCUCUAACCCAAUAAAUGGCCUCA